Molecule: messenger RNA, 1956 nt
Organism: Phoenix dactylifera (date palm)
Lineage: Eukaryota; Viridiplantae; Streptophyta; Magnoliopsida; Arecales; Arecaceae
Product: protein IQ-DOMAIN 22-like
Molecular function (GO): protein binding
Source: RefSeq, a predicted model, not a curated record
AGGUCCCCUUCGCUCUGGAGUCGCAAGGAGCAACUCCUCGCUCUGACCCCCCGGGUCUCCCUCUUUCUUUUCCUCCUCCCUUCUCUCUCCCUGCGUUCACAUUUUUACCGACUCUUUUUCUUUGAUUUAAAUUCCCGCUCUUUGGUCUGGCCUUUGCUGAAGCGAAUUAAGUUUUGAGGAUGGGUCUUUUGACGGGGGUGCCGUGGCGGGCCGGGAAACCGUUGCCGGAGGAGCCGUAGGAAAUGGGGAGGGCGGCGCGGUGGUUCCGGGGACUUUUUGGCGGCAAGAAAGCGGAUUCCGGCGGAGAACCGCGGGCGGAGAAGAAGAGAUGGGGCUUCGUCAAGUCGUUCCGGGAGAAAGGCCACCACCACGAGCAGCGGGAGGGAGGGCCGCCACCGCGAGUGGAGGCGGCAGCGACGGUUCUGGAGGAGCGGAAGGGGUCGUAUAGGGAGGUGCCGCGGCCGUACGCGCCGGCGGAGGUGGUGGAUGCGGAUGCGGACGAGCAGAACAAGCGGGCCAUUGCGGUCGCCGCAGCGACCGCGGCGGUGGCGGAAGCGGCCGUGGCCGCCGCGCAGGCGGCUGCCGCGGUGGUGCGGCUGACGAGCAGCGGGCGGAGCGUCGCCGGAUUCGCCGCUGGCGCCGGGAAGCAGGAGCAGUGGGCGGCUGUUAGAAUCCAGGCAGCAUUCCGGGGUUAUCUGGCGAGGAGGGCGUUGAGGGCGCUGAAAGGGUUGGUGAAGCUGCAGGCAUUGGUCAGGGGCAACAUUGUGAGGAAGCAGGCGGCCGAGACGCUGCGAUGCAUGCAGGCGUUGGUGAGAGUCCAGGGCCGGACCCGGGCUUGCCGAGCCCUCCGGUCGGAGAUGACCAGGUCUGGCAAAAGCUUCCGCACUCAUGCUGGCCCUCCAACACCGGAGAAGUACGAACAAGACGUUCGACCAAGUGGUUCAAGAUCUGAUCGGUCUUGCACUCUCAAGAGGAGUUCUUCAAAGCCAGCCAGUGUCGAUGCUGUAGAUUCGGAAAGAACACACUCUUCUGGAUGGAACUGGCUGGAUCGGUGGAUGGAGGAGCGUUACUGGGACAGCCGAGAAGCAGCUGCAAAGGCUGGAGCAGCAAUGGAUGAUGACAAGAAUGCUAGGAUCUUGGAGGUUGACCCUGGAAAGCCACAAUUUAACCCCAAGAGGAGGGGCAGCCAUCUCCAGUCUUCAUGCUCAACCCUGGCCUCUGAUCAGAACAGCCGCAGCUUUGCCACUGUGCCUGAUUCACCAUCGAAGGUCUCGACAACUGCUCAGCUAUCCAUUCCCAGCCCAUCCUCCGUCGACAUGCGGCAAUCUCUUAGCCCCCCGAGGUUCCACCUCCCCGAACCUGGUGACUUCGGUGAGAGCCCGCUGUUCUACUCUGCAGCAUCUCGGCCCGGAAGCUCGAGGAGGGGGUCCUUCACUCCGUCGAACAGCGAGUGCGCUCGCAGCUUAUUCAGCGGGUACUUGGAUUACCCCAACUAUAUGGCAAACACGGAGUCAUCGAGGGCGAAGGUGCGGUCUCACAGUGCACCGAGGCAGCGGCCCGAGUUCGACAAGUCAGGCUCGACCAAGAGGCUCUCGGGUCAGGGGUUCGCGCAGCAGCAUUCGGGGACAUCAGCCCAGAGGCCAUCUUCCCUGCACGCCAAGUUCGCCAACAAGGCCUACCCGGGCUCCGGCCGGCUGGAUAGAUUGGGGAUGCCCAUUAGAAUGUGAUAGCGAGCUUUAACCUCCAAAAAGUACUGCAGGCUUGUGUACUUUGUGUUCAUGGGUCGGUCUCUCGGCUAUAGUUGUGUUCCUUCAAAAUCUUUCUGUCCCAUCCUUCCACUAUCGGCAAGUCAGUCUUUAGUCAUGUCUGCCUCUCAGGUCAUCGACAGUGUCAUGUUCUGCUUUUUAGAAUCCUGCAAUGGAAUCGGAAUAUCAUAUUUUUGAUGCGUGCUUUUUC